ACAACUGUUUCGCAGUAAAACGCAGAAGGAAAAUUUCCAUGUAAAAAAGAGUUGCACAAAUUCAAUUGGUCUCUGUUCCUUCUCAGCCAAUCCCCAACAAAUUUCAGUUACAAAAUCGUACCUGAUUAAUUCUCCCACACGCGCCGCCGUUUUGCUACGGCGGUUGCCUCCGUCAUGGAGGGGAUAAACCGCUACUCCUCACCCAGCGUCGGCGACCUCACCUCCUACGGCGCCGCGAACCGCCCCGUCAAAAUCAUCCAGUUGCAGCACCCCUCCCCCUCCGCCGCCCCGUCGUCUUCGUCGCCGUCGUUUUGGGGGAAAUGGAGUGCGAGAAUGAAGCGGAUGACUAGGGCGGAGUGGAUUCAGCUGUUCCUGCCGUGCUACCGUUGGAUUAGCACCUACGAAUGGCGCGAGUAUCUCCAGCCCGACCUCAUGGCUGGCAUCACCGUCGGUGUUAUGCUCGUUCCUCAGUCAAUGUCUUAUGCAAAGUUAGCUGGGCUUCACCCCAUUUAUGGACUUUACUCGGGUUUUGUGCCCAUAUUUAUAUACACCAUUUUCGGGUCGUCUCGCCAGCUUGCUAUUGGCCCGGUUGCAUUGACUUCCCUCCUGGUGUCUAAUGUAUUGGGCAACAUAGUUGAUUCAUCAGAGCAGUUGUAUACCGAACUUGCAAUUUUGUUGGCACUUAUGGUUGGUGUUUUCGAAUGCAUUAUGGGGCUUUUAAGGCUUGGAUGGCUUCUUCGAUUCAUCAGCCAUUCUGUGAUUUCUGGUUUUACUACUGCUUCAGCCGUUGUAAUUGCCUUGUCUCAGGCAAAAUAUUUCUUGGGCUAUGAAAUAGAACGCAGCAGCAAAAUUAUUCCACUGGCCAAGAGUAUUAUUUUUGGAGCAGAUAAGUUCAUGUGGCAACCUUUUGUCAUGGGCUCUAUUAUAUUAGCUAUUCUUCUAACCAUGAAGCACUUGGGAAAAACUAGGAAAUCUUUGCGGUUUUUGAGAGCAGCUGGUCCCCUUACAGCUGUAGUUCUGGGCACAACCUUUGCAAAACUGUAUCAUCCAGCUUCAAUUUCACUGGUUGGGGAAAUACCCCAGGGGCUGCCAAAGUUUUCCAUCCCAAAGGAAUUUGGGUAUGUAAAGUCUUUGAUUCCUACAACAGUUCUCAUUACUGGUGUGGCUAUUUUGGAAUCUGUGGGGAUUGCCAAAGCACUUGCAGCAAAGAAUGGAUAUGAGUUGGAUUCCAAUCAAGAGUUAUUUGGCCUUGGUGUGGCGAAUAUUGUUGGUUCUUUCUUUUCAAUUUACCCUACAACUGGAUCAUUUUCUAGGUCAGCAGUGAAUCAUGAAAGUGGAGCCAAAACUGGGUUAUCUGGAUUAGUUAUGGGAAUUAUUAUGGGCUGUGCGCUUCAAUUCAUGACCCCAUUGUUUGAAUACAUACCCCAGUGUGCUCUGGCUGCCAUCGUGAUUUCUGCUGUUGUUGGACUGGUGGAUUAUGAUGAAGCUACUUUCUUAUGGAGGGUGGAUAAGAGAGACUUUCUCCUCUGGACGAUUACUUGCGUCGUUACCUUGUUCCUUGGAAUAGAGAUUGGUGUUCUUGUUGGUGUUGGUGUUUCCCUUGCUUUUGUCAUCCACGAAUCAGCUAAUCCCCAUAUCGCUAUCUUGGGUCGGUUACCUGGCACUACCGUGUAUAGAAACUUACAGCAGUAUCCAGAAGCAUAUACAUACAAUGGACUAGUGAUUGUUCGUAUUGAUGCGCCAAUCUAUUUUGCGAAUAUAAGUUACAUCAAAGACAGACUCCGAGAAUAUGAACUCGAACCGGAUGGAUCCAUAGGACGUGGACCUGGAGUUACAAGAAUUCAUUUCGUAAUACUUGAGAUGGCACCCACUACUUAUAUAGACUCGAGUGCCGUUCAAGCUUUAAAAGACUUGCACCAGGAAUACAAGUCACGGAAUAUUCAGAUUGCGAUAUCCAAUCCAAAUAGAGAUGUUCUGGUGACACUAACAAGAUCUGGGGUAGUUGAUCUGAUAGGCAAACAAUGGUUCUUCGUGCGAGUACACGAUGCAGUACAAGUUUGUCUUCAACGUGUUCAGAGCUUAAACAACUCACCUAAAACAUCAUCAACCAACUCCCCUCGAACACCAUCUUCUAUGAUGGAAAAUAAAACAAGCAUUUUCCAAAGAUUAUCGAAACAGAGACAAGAGGACCUCUCUCUCUCUCAGCUCGAGUCGGGUAACUUGGAAAUUUCCACCUCUAUAGACGAAACCCCUCACCUGGAGGAGCCACUAUUACCGAAGAAGCAUUGACGAGAUUAAUUGUGCCUAUGUAGGUAUGUAAAACUGUGUGUCCAUUUUUUUAUUUUAUUUUUUAUUUUCUGUUAUUUUUUAACUGAUUUAUAUAUAUUGCUAUAUAUAAAGUGUGCCCGUUUGUUUGUAUUGUGCGUGGGCUCACACAUUCAAGUGUUCAUAUGUAUUUUUUGUGUUGGUUGUAUUAUGCUUUUUGGUAAGAGCAGAUUUGGAAGCAGGCACUUUCAUUUGUUUUGAACAUAAACGAACAUAUAUACAUAUUCU
This is a messenger RNA of Erythranthe guttata (spotted monkey flower), 2553 nucleotides long. RefSeq names its product sulfate transporter 4.1, chloroplastic. Gene Ontology annotation, biological process: sulfate transmembrane transport. Lineage: Eukaryota; Viridiplantae; Streptophyta; Magnoliopsida; Lamiales; Phrymaceae. Gene Ontology annotation, molecular function: secondary active sulfate transmembrane transporter activity. Gene Ontology annotation, cellular component: membrane. The record is from RefSeq and is a predicted model, not a curated record.